Messenger RNA from Aedes aegypti (yellow fever mosquito), 1804 nucleotides. It is a transcript of the gene eIF4E1, whose product is annotated as eukaryotic translation initiation factor 4E. The record is from RefSeq and is a predicted model, not a curated record. Bases 311 to 946 code for a protein of 211 amino acids. Gene Ontology annotation, molecular function: translation initiation factor activity; RNA 7-methylguanosine cap binding. The transcript is spliced from 4 exons. NCBI's taxonomy places the organism in Eukaryota, Metazoa, Arthropoda, Insecta, Diptera, Culicidae. Gene Ontology annotation, cellular component: eukaryotic translation initiation factor 4F complex; cytoplasm. Gene Ontology annotation, biological process: translational initiation.
ACUGCAUCUACCACCGAUUAUCGCGUGUCAGUUCACGACGUUUUCCACCAUCCUCUUUCAAUUCGUGUGCGGCUGUCUGUCGUGGGCUCUGAAGAGUGACGGCGCCCGACGUGUGUGACACAAAAUUCCAAUUUCUUUUCGAACCAUUUUUGAAAGUGAUCUUUCGACAACGAGCCAACCGAAAAGUAGCUGCUUUUGCCUCUGAUUGUGCGCGAAAAAGUGAUUUUCUUCCGGAGCAAACACUGAGAAACAAUCAUCCGAAAGGUGCAAAAGUUCCCGGAAAAGAAGAGACAGCAAAACCGCAACGACAAUGGCUGGCAAAUCCAACGAAGAAGUUGAGAAGCAAACGGAGAACACCGAGCAGAACCACGCUGAGCAGGGAGCAGUCGUCGAUCCAGAAUGCCUAAUCAAGCACCCGUUGCAAGCCACUUGGACCCUCUGGUACCAGGAACCGGAUCGCAGCAAAUCGUGGGAAGAUACCCUUAAUGAGGUGACCAGCUUUUCCACCGUAGAGGACUUUUGGAGUUUGUACAAUCACAUUAAGAGCCCGGCCGAUAUCAAGGUCGGAAGCGAUUACUCUCUGUUCAAGAAGGACAUCCGUCCGAUGUGGGAAGACGAGGGCAACAAGCGUGGCGGCCGGUGGAUGGUCAACGUGCCGCGGUCGCAGCGUCAGGAUUUGGACAAGUACUGGCUGGAUACGAUUUUGUGUCUCAUUGGAGAAGCAUUCGAAAGUUCAGAUGAGAUUUGCGGAGCCGUAGUGAACGUACGCCCGAAAGGAGACAAAAUUGCCAUUUGGACUGCCAACUUCCAGAACCGCGAAGCCGUCAUCAACAUUGGUCGCAUUUAUAAGGAACGGUUAGGACUAAAAGCACCACUCACAUACCAUCUUCACAAGGACACGAUGGUCAAAUCCGGAUCGAGCGUGAAAGCCGUCUACACCCUGUAGGCCCGUUUUGUGCCAGCCACUUUGCAGCGCGGAAUUAUCUUAUUCUUGUUUCCUUUAUAUCUAUCCCAUUUGUUGAUUUUUUAUCGCCGUUACUGCUUCGUUUCUAAUCAAUCGAUCCAUUUAGUCAUGCGGUAAAAUUGAGGCGCACUCUCUGCUAGUAGAUUCUAGCGGUAAAGAUUCGAUUCACGGUGAAAGCAAACGAAAUACCAGAACCUAUUAACAAUCUAUGCGGAAGCCCUACAUUUAGACACGUAUAUUUACGACUUAAGCAUACAACUCCCAUUACACGCUUUCCCCCUUCUCGGUUCUCGUACUUUCCCUUCCUGCUUUCUCGUGUUAGGCAAAUGCAGGAUUAAACACUGAAACAUGCAUAUUUAUAUUAUGAAUUAAUGCUAAAUAAAAGAAUUUAUACGAAAGAUCGACGCAUAUAUCCAAUAUUGAACUAUAGUUAAAACAUAUGUCCCUCAUGUGGGGCUGUCCCCGAACGACGAUAUAUACCUAAACUGAUGUAGAUGCAAUCGAUUGCACUUGACGAGAAAGAGGCGUGUUGAGGACGAAGAGAAGGCGGUAAAACAAAACAAAAAUGUUAGGAAGAAAAUCACUACUUUUUAAGAAUUUGGAUUUGAUUUGGUUUGCUUUGGAACUAGUUUGGAGAAAGUCCUGAAACGGUUGCUAGAAGUACGAUAAUGAUAUGUAGAGCAAACCCGGAACAAAUCAACAUUCUCGCUCAAGGCUAUCCUACAAUACGGUUUGGGUUGCUAUUCCCCGGGAAGUGCAGAUUGAAAUUAUUGGCUAAUUUUGUACUGUAAUUAUUGUGUAUGGCAUAUUUUUAUAAACUGAUGAUUGUACCGUAAAUAA